Sycon ciliatum is the source of this 12228-nucleotide messenger RNA. RefSeq lists its product as uncharacterized. Bases 1 to 11250 code for a protein of 3749 amino acids. Gene Ontology annotation, molecular function: calcium ion binding. The record is from RefSeq and is a predicted model, not a curated record. NCBI's taxonomy places the organism in Eukaryota, Metazoa, Porifera, Calcarea, Leucosolenida, Sycettidae. The transcript has 14 exons.
AUGUUGCAGAAGAACACCGCGUCUUCACGCAAGAACUUUCGUCAGACACAACGUGAGGUGGAGAAGGCUGUAAGGAGUGCCAAGGAAACUUGGAUUGAAGAAAUCGCAUCCCAAGCUGAAAAUGCUGCUAACAAUUGUUCCGUUCGUUGGGCUGCAAUCCGCAAGUUGCAGACGCUCCAUCAAGGCCGCCGUCCAAUGCAGCCGUCUGCUGUGUAUUUGGAAGAUGGCACGUUGAGUGAUGGACCCGAGGCUGUCAGUGGAAGAUGGCUGCAGCACUUUCAGGGUGUCCUGAACGUUGAGAGUGAGUUUGACGCAGCUGUGGUCGAGAUGAUGGCGGAUCGCCCUGUUAUUCCUGAGCUGGACCAGCCACCCACUGUUGCUGAGCUGGAGGCUGCACUGCGGACCAUGAAAGCGGGUAAAGCUGGUCGUCAGUCGGGCAUUCUACCGGACAUGGUCUUACAUGGUGGCAAAGACCUGCACAGUCGCAUCCUGACCAUCAUGCGUAAAUCCAGGCUCGAAGGCACUGUAGUCGAUGAUUGGCGUGAUGCAGUGGUUGUGCCCAUCCCCAAGAAGGGAGAUCUACUCCACUGUGAUAACUGGCGCGGCAUCAGUCUGUUGGACGUUGUUGGCAAGCUGCUUGCCCGUAUUCUGCAGGACCGCCUCAAAGCUAUCGCUGAAGAUGUCUUGCCAGACUCUCAGUGCGGCUUCAGAAAGGGACAUGGCUGCGUCGAUAUGGUGUACGUCGCACGGCAGUUGAUGGAGAAGACGUUGGAGCAUGAUUCAGAUGCAUAUGUCCUGUUCGUCGAUCUGAGAAAGGCGUAUGACAGUAUCCCGCGUGCAGCGCUGUGGCAGGUUCUCCAAAAGCUUGGUGUUCUGCCAACAAUGCUCCGCAUCAUUCAGUCACUCCACAACGGCAUGACUGCUUCUGUUCGGGUGAAUGGCAAGCUGACUGACCCGAUAACCGUGCGGAAUGGAUUGCGUCAGGGCUGCACUCUCGCACCAAUGCUCUUCAAUUUGUACUUCUCUGCCGUCGUUGCCAGUUGGAGGUCCAGUUGUCCGGACGCUGGCAUAUCCUUUCGAUAUAAAGUCGGGAGGAAGCUAGUAGGUGACCGAACGGCGAAGGGCAAGCUCCUGUCAUCAACGGUCACAGAAUCCCAGUUUGCUGACGACGCUGCACUCUACGCAACAUCUCGGCCUGCCUUCGAAGCGAUGACUUCCAGCUUCAUCACAUGCGCAAGCAGCUGGGGCCUGACGGUCAGUGUGAGAAAGACCAGGGGUAUGGCUGUGGGUGAGUCUGCUGAUCGCCGUGACGUUGUUGUUGGAGCAGACACGAUUGAGGUGGUGGACCAAUUCACCCACCUUGGCAGUGUGCUCUCCUCGGAUGGUCUUGCCUGUGCUGAUGUCCGCUCUCGCCUUGCGAAAGCCUCAGCUGUGUUCGGAGCCCUCAAAGCUCCUGUCUUUGAUAACCAGACCCUGUCGCUUUGCAGCAAGAGGCGUGUCUAUGAGGCUGUCGUCCUCACGACCCUCUUGUAUGGUGCGGAGACGUGGACCACCAAGGCAGGCCACCUCCAGAAGCUAAACACGUUUCACCAUCAGUGUGUUCGGUCCAUUGUGGGUAUCGGUCGUCGUCAACAGUGGGAUGAUCGGAUCUCAACGGCCACAUUAGCAGCUACAUUCGGUGUUGACCCUGAUAUCACCCGCAUCAUCCGUCGCCACCGGCUUCGUUGGCUGGGUCACGUCGGCAGGAUGGACGACUCACGCGCACCGAAGCAAUUGCUGUUCGAUAUUGACGAAUGUGGUGAUGGGAUUCACAGCUGUAAUACAAAUGCACAGUGCCAAGACAUUGAUGGUUCAUACACAUGUAUGUGCAAUAGUGGAUACACCGGAGAUGGCACAAUUUGCAAUGAUAUCAAUGAAUGUAUUGAUGGAAGUCACACAUGUAAUACCAAUGCACAGUGCCAAGACACUGAUGGUUCAUACACAUGUAUGUGCAAUAGUGGAUACACAGGAAACGGCACAACUUGCAAUGAUAUUGACGAAUGUGCCAGUGGUAUGAGUCAUGGCUGCAAUGCCAAUGCUGGGUGUAGUAACAAUGCUGGUAGCUUCCAAUGCACAUGUAAUACUGGAUACAGUGGAAAUGGGAUUCAAUGUACAGAUAUCGACGAAUGUAGUUCUGGAACUCAUAAUUGCAGUGACAAAGCUGCAUGCAUGAAUAUGGAUGGUAGUUUCCAAUGUACAUGUCUAAAUGGUUAUGGUGGCGAUGGACACAAUUGUACAAACAUGAAUGAAUGCAGUGAUGGUAGUCACAUGUGCAGUGACAAUGCAAAUUGUACAGACUCGCUCGGAUCAUAUGCAUGCACAUGUAAUACUGGUUACUAUGGUAAUGGGUCCAGCUGUGCAGAUAGGAAUGAGUGUUCAACUAGCAAGCACAAUUGUCACAAUGACUCUGAGUGCGUGAACAAUGCUGGUAGUUUUGUUUGUGUCUGCAAAACUGGUUAUACCGGCAGUGGGCAGAACUGCUCUGAUGUGAACGAGUGUACUGGCAUUCAUGAGUGUGAUAGUAACGCCAACUGCACCAACAGCAAGGGAUCUUUUACAUGCAGCUGUCACCAUGGUUAUGUUGGUGAUGGCAAGACCUGUUCUAACUUUGAUGAAUGCAACGCGACAAGAAAUGAUUGUGAUGGGAAUGCAACAUGCACUGAUACUAUUGGUUCGCAUCAAUGUGCAUGUAAAACUGGUUUUACUGGCAAUGGACGUGUUUGCAGCCAGGUACAUUGCAAACCUGUGGGUGCUCCUGCACAUGGUGGUACAAGCAGCAAGAGUCCCAAUAUCAACUAUGGAGAAACUCAAACGUUUACCUGUUCUGUUGGUUUUAAUCUUGUUGGAAAUGCAACAUUGUCAUGCGGUGCUGGCGGAAGCUUGAGUGGAACAGCACCUUUGUGCCAAGAUGUGGAUGAGUGCAAGGAUUCAAACGGAAAUCUUCACAACUGCCACAGUCUAGCAAUGUGCAAUAACUCCAAUGGAACAUUCCACUGUGUAUGUAUAGGUGGAUAUACUGGAAACGGCACACAUUGUGCAGAUAUUGACGAAUGUAGUGAUGGGAUUCACAGCUGUAAUACCAAUGCACAGUGCCAAGACAUUGAUGGUUCAUACACAUGUAUGUGUAAAAGUGGAUACACCGGAAAUGGCACAACUUGCAAUGAUAUCAAUGAAUGUGCCAGUGCACAAAACAACGACUGCCACUCAGCGGCUUCAUGUAUAGACACUGAUGGUUCAUACACAUGUAUGUGUAUUAGUGGUUACACAGGAAAUGGCACAACGUGCAAGGAUAUCAAUGAAUGCAGUGAUGGGACUCACACAUGUAAUACCAAUGCACAGUGCCAAGACACUGAUGGUUCAUAUACAUGUAUGUGCAAUAGUGGAUACACAGGAAACGGCACAACUUGCAAUGAUAUUGACGAAUGUGCCAGUGGUAUGAGUCAUGGCUGCAAUGCCAAUGCUGGGUGUAGUAACAAUGCUGGUAGCUUCCAAUGCACAUGUAAUACUGGAUACAGUGGAAAUGGGAUUCAAUGUACAGAUAUUGACGAAUGCAGUGAUGGGAUUCACAGCUGUAAUACCAAUGCACAGUGCCAAGACAUUGAUGGUUCAUACACAUGUAUGUGUAAAAGUGGAUACACCGGAAAUGGCACAACUUGCAAUGAUAUCAAUGAAUGUGCCAGUGCACAAAACAACGACUGCCACUCAGCGGCUUCAUGUACAGACACUGAUGGUUCAUACACAUGUAUGUGUAUUAGUGGUUACACAGGAAAUGGCACAACGUGCAAGGAUAUCAAUGAAUGCAGUGAUGGGACUCACACAUGUAAUACCAAUGCACAGUGCCAAGACACUGAUGGUUCAUACACAUGUAUGUGCAAUAGUGGAUACACAGGAAACGGCACAACUUGCAAUGAUAUUGACGAAUGUGCCAGUGGUAAGAGUCAUGGAUGCAAUGCCAAUGCUAGGUGUAGUAACAAUGCUGGUAGCUUCCAAUGCACAUGUAAUACUGGAUACAGUGGAAAUGGGAUUCAAUGUACAGCAACUUUCGGGAAUCUUGCCGUUCCUCUGCCUGAUCUUAAAGAUGUGUCAGCUAAUGUACGUAAUGACAUCCAAUCAUAUCGUUAUUCCAUUCUGAUGUGGAAUGAAAAGAAUCAGUCAUUGCUGCCAACAGGUCUACAAGGCACUGGUUUACUGGCUAUGCAGUUUCCAGUUUUGUUAGAGAAUGUGACAUUUGGUUACUAUGUUGCUGUCAUUGAUGGUCUGAGAAACAACAGCACCAGUGACCGUGGUACUAGUGGCAAUGAUAAGUUAUCACCUUCAUACUCAUCAUCAAUGGUUGUAGCAAGCAGUGCUGUGAACUUAGACUUUAACUACACUGGCACCACACCAAGUAUCCCUGGAGUUACUGGUGUGUGGCGUAGCUAUGAAUCAACGGGUGAUAACACUAUCGACAUCUUAAAACCACCAUCACCACCAGCACCAUUAAUGGAUUCGUAUGAUGAAGUUGUGUUUGUCUUCAAGAAUCCAGUAAUGAAUCGUACAGUUGUGGUAGUGAAGAGUACAAAUGAUUCAAGAGUGCAAGUACCUGUUGAAGAGUUAGGUGGUAGUCCAAUUCAGUAUAACUUCACAUAUACUUACUCAACAGCUGCUGUGGCUGGUGACAAGAGAAAGGAAAAUGUCACAUCUACUACAUCUCCCAUCUUCACUUUCCAACCAGCAACUCUCGGGAAACUUGCCAUUCCUCUGCCUGAUCUUCAAGAUGUGUCAGCUAAUGUACGUAAUAACAUCCAAUCAUAUCGUUAUUCCAUUCUGAUGUGGAAUGAAAAGAAUCAGUCAUUGCUGCCAACAGGUCUACAAGGCACUAGUUUGCUGGCUAAGCAGUUUCCAGUUUUGUUAGAGAAUGUGACAUUUGGUUACUAUGUUGCUGUCAUUGAUGGUCUGAGAAACAACAGCACCAGUGACCGUGGUACUAGUGGCAAUGAUAAGUUAUCACCUUCAUACUCAUCAUCAAUGGUUGUAGCAAGCAGUGCUGUGAACUUAGACUUUAACUACACUGGCACCACACCAAGUAUCCCUGGAGUUACUGGUGUGUGGCGUAGCUAUCAAUCAACGGGUGAUAACACUAUCGACAUCUUAAAACCACCAUCACCACCAGCACCAUUAAUGGAUUCGUAUGAUGAAGUUGUGUUUGUCUUCAAGAAUCCAGUAAUGAAUCGUACAGUUGUGGUAGUGAAGAGUACAAAUGAUUCAAGAGUGCAAGUACCUGUUGAAGAGUUAGGUGGUAGUCCAAUUCAGUAUAACUUCACAUAUACUUACUCAACAGCUGCUGUGGCUGGUGACAAGAGAAAGGAAAAUGUCACAUCUACUACAUCUCCCAUCUUCACUUUCCAACCAGCAACUCUCGGGAAACUUGCCAUUCCUCUGCCUGAUCUUCAAGAUGUGUCAGCUAAUGUACGUAAUGACAUCCAAUCAUAUCGUUAUUCCAUUCUGAUGUGGAAUGAAAAGAAUCAGUCAUUGCUGCCAACAGGUCUACAAGGCACUGGUUUACUGGCUAUGCAGUUUCCAGUUUUGUUAGAGAAUGUGACAUUUGGUUACUAUGUUGCUGUCAUUGAUGGUCUGAGAAACAACAGCACCAGUUACCAUGGUACUAGUGGCAAUGAUAAGUUAUCACCUUCAUACUCAUCAUCAAUGGUUGUAGCAAGCAGUGCUGUGAACUUAGACUUUAACUACACUGGCACCACACCAAGUAUCCCUGGAGUUACUGGUGUGUGGCGUAGCUAUGAAUCAAUGGGUGAUAACACUAUCGACAUCUUAAAACCACCAUCACCACCAGCACCAUUAAUGGAUUCGUAUGAUGAAGUUGUGUUUGUCUUCAAGAAUCCAGUAAUGAAUCGUACAGUUGUGGUAGUGAAGAGUACAAAUGAUUCAAGAGUGCAAGUACCUGUUGAAGAGUUAGGUGGUAGUCCAAUUCAGUAUAACUUCACAUAUACUUACUCAACAGCUGCUGUGGCUGGUGACAAGAGAAAGGAAAAUGUCACAUCUACUACAUCUCCCAUCUUCACUUUCCAACCAGCUACUCUCGGGAAUCUUGCCGUUCCCCUGCCUGGUCUUCAAGAUGUGUCAGCUAAUGUACGUAAUGACAUCCAAUCAUAUCGUUAUUCCAUUCUGAUGUGGAAUGAAAAGAAUCAAUCAUUGCUGCCAACAGGUCUACAAGGCACUGGUUUACUGGCUAUGCAGUUUCCAGUUUUGUUAGAGAAUGUGACAUUUGGUUACUAUGUUGCUGUCAUUGAUGGUCUGAGAAACAACAGCACCAGUGACCGUGGUACUAGUGGCAAUGAUAAGUUAUCACCUUCAUACUCAUCAUCAAUGGUAGUAGCAAGCAGUGCUGUGAACUUAGACUUUAACUACACUGGCACCACACCGAGUAUCCCUGGAGUUACUGGUGUGUGGCGUAGCUAUGAAUCAACGGGUGAUAACACUAUCGACAUCUUAAAACCACCAUCACCACCAGCACCAUUAAUGGAUUCGUAUGAUGAAGUUGUGUUUGUCUUCAAGAAUCCAGUAAUGAAUCGUACAGUUGUGGUAGUGAAGAGUACAAAUGAUUCAAGAGUGCAAGUACCUGUUGAAGAGUUAGGUGGUAGUCCAAUUCAGUAUAACUUCACAUAUACUUACUCAACAGCUGCUGUGGCUGGUGACAAGAGAAAGGAAAAUGUCACAUCUACUACAUCUCCCGUCUUCACUUUCCAACCAGCAACACAUGGGAUACUGAACCUCCCUCUCCCUGACAUGGAACAGCUAGACCGGUCGGUCUGGAAAUCUGUGCAGACGUUCAAGUACUCCUUGACGAGGUGGAACGGCACGCAUUUGGACAAGACAGGCCAUGGUGGCCAGGGUUUGCGACACGAUGACUUCCCAGUCCAGUUCACAAACACCCAAUUUGGCUUUUAUGUCGCAAGUGUAGAGGGCGUGUCAUCGGAGAACGCCACAGUUAUCCGUGCUACCUUUGGCCUGGACUUCAACUACACGGACGUUGAGAUCCCUGCGAUUCCUGGCACAUGUGCCGACGAUAGCCUUCCUGAGUGGUUGGUGAUCGGAAAUGACGCAUCUACUGGCCAGUUCUCCUUGCCUAACCCCACCUGUACUGUGCCUGCAGGAACUAAGGAUAGUAACACUAGCGUUGGCAAUGGUUACAGUGGUGCAGGUAACACGCGUCCCUAUGACAGCAUUCGCAUUAGAUUUACCGACCCAGACACCAACAGGAGUGUGACAGUGGUCGUGCCGAUCUCCAACCGCUCCGUUCCGAUUCCAGCAGAGUUUGUGCCGGGACGGGUAAGCAUAGACUUCCAGUACGUCAACUCCUCGUCCGCUGGCAACGUGACAAGCCCCUGGUCACCUCCCUAUGUGAUAACCACUACAAACUCAGUGACAGUCACACCGCAUACAUCACCUGCAACAUCUAGAACUGCUGGUGGCGAGGAGGAGGGUAAUCCUGCUUCUGCUACUGACAACAGCUCCUGGGUCGUGCUCACUAGCAUUGGCGCCGUGGCGGUCCUGCUGCUGGCCGUGGCUGCCCUGGUCGUCAAGCAGCGCAUGAAUAAGAGGGCCGAAGAAAAACGUGCCAUCAACCUUAUGACGCGCAGAACUGGAAACGACAAGACGGAUUGGGAGAAUGAGUACUUUGAUGACGGCAUGCGACACGAAAUGAACGACCUGUUUGGCAGCCCCGACCCCAACUCAAUGGCAGACACUGACCUGGACGCUACUGAUGAGUGUAGAACUGCAAUCGAUGACGGAGAGAGCUCGUCAGUGAGCAGUCAGUCUCCUGAAAACCGUACCGGUCACAAAUUGGCAAGAUACGCAGCCAACUGGGACGAGAACGCCAGUCCUCGCCUCACUCAGCGGACUCCAAGCUGCUCAUCCGAGUUGGAUCUGGGCGAUGUGGAGGCCGACCCAACUGCUGAUGCACGCGAUGGAAAUGGACUGGCCUCCAGGCCCACCGGCGCCAGCAGCCAAGGAAACAAGAGUAAGCCUCGCAAGAAGGACCAGAAUACACUGCGCAAGGCAGCUGCCUUCCUUAACAUGAUGCGAUCCGGCAGCAACAACAACACAAGCACCACUGAGGAUGCCGUUGAUGAUGACCGAGAUGUAGCUACUGCCCUGGGCAAUGAGGGGGAGGGGCGGUUUAGUCUGGGCAUGGAUGGAAUGCGUUCGGACACACUCUCUACUAUGGAGGAAUAUGACCCGGUAACAGGUUUUGAAGCGGAAGAGUACUCGGACUAUGGCGAUGUCCUUGAUAUGCUCCACGGUGCCGACCCCAGAGAGUCCAGCACGGACAUUGCGGACUACGAUCUCUUCCAGCGUCCACACACUGGUGGCUCCAUGAGUCCUCAGCCAUCUCUCACUGACAGCAACACAUACAGCACGGCGUUUGGUUGUGAUCGUCUCGACGCACUCUACGAUGAACUGUCACAAACCUGGCUCUGCCAGGACUGCUUUGCCGAUCCGGACACGCGGAAGGAGAUCAAUGAGGGUGCCUAUGCCUGUGUGCACAAGAAGCGUAUUCCCAACCCACACUACACCAAUGCGGGAGACGAUCGUGGACUAGACGCCGACUCCGUGCCUGCAUUCGGCAGUGACGGCGAAGAGUAUGUGUACACGAGCGUGAAGAACAACUAUUUAGACUUCCAGGCGCCAAAGUCCUCACAAGGCCCGGAUUGGCCGUCCAAUCCAAGGAACCAGUGUCGCUCCAACCCGUCUGCUCACAGCCGCCUCGCCUUGUUACCAGGCGCUCGCCAGCCACCUCCUGGUACCCAGGUAGAGGAUUUCAUGAGCCAUGGUGCAGACUUUGUCGGCAUGAGCGACAACGAGAAACCCUACAGUGACCCGUACGAUCAUACAGUGUCUGCAUCCGAUCCAGACUCUCCCUACUCGAAUGCCAACCCACUAGCCAGUAGACUACGUAAAAAGCGUAACCAAGAUCUACCAGGUGACAGUACUCUUAUCCAGUCUCCUGACGAGUACGUUCAGUUUGCUCCAGGGCCAAACGGUGCUCUGCAACCCGUCAUGCCCUCCACCGCCACCGCCGCCGCAGCAGCAGCAACAGCAGCAACAGCUGAGCAGCAACAGCAGAACACUGGGGCACGGAAUCCGAAAAGAUCCGUAUUGCCAGGACGACCGCUGUCCGCCCUGGAGAACGAUGCCAACUCUGCUCCCGCCACGCAUGGAAUGAGCUCCACUGAUUCGAAUCGCUAUGUGCACAUACGCACGCCCACUCACUCGAUCACUGCCGCUGCUGCUUCUUCCACUGCUCAAACAGGCACUGACGGGCAGCACGACAAACAAAGCAGGACAAGCGAUGGCAACACCAGCUCGAGCGUACAACCUAGCUCAAUCCUGGAAGCACCACUGAUCUGGGGAAUGGAUCCCAAGCCAACAGCAGUAGCUAACAAUACCGAUGCCAACACCAACAACAACAGCAGCAGCAACAACAACAGAAACAGCAACAUGCCAACAAAGCAGACCACUACUGGCAAUGAGGAUAAAAACAAUACCAGCAACGAGCCACUCGUGUGGAAUCCUCCCACUUCAAAGCCUACUGAUCUGGAUGCUGACAACACGGCAGUCGAUCAACAACAGCCGCAGCGGCAAAGCUUUGACAGAACUCAAGCGGCACAUUACCAGAACGAUCGGCAAAAUAAUGGCCGUCCCAGCGUUACUUACGAAGAGGCUGGCCUCUGGCACGAGCUAGGAGAAAACGGUCACAUCACCAGGGACGAUGGAGGUCUACCAGAGGCAAACGGCGAGACACUCCAGGUACUUGAUGAAGUCCUGGCUGACCUGACGGAGGAACGUUGGCAAGGAGGGUCCGCAGCUGGUAAAGAUAUCUCGCGAGAUUCCAAGUCAAAGCGUUUAAUCCUUGGCAAGCGAAAAGGUAAGGGCCCCAAGCAGCCCGCACAGAAGGACCUUCGUGAAUGGCAAGCUGACUAUGACGAGGGAGGUGAUGACUACAUUCUGUUCCCAAACACGGACGCACCUACGGUGGAGGACCGGUCCAAGCUCCAGCAGUUCAAGCGUGUGAUCUCUUCGCGCAAGAACGGAGGCGGGGGUGGCAGUCAUAAGGUGGCGCCAGUCUCACACAGUGCCAUGGCGGGUAGUGACAGUGACAGUAGCGAGUACAAUGCCAUGGGUCCCGACGGUGGCCUAGGCCGGUCCGACCACGCUAUGUUUACGUUCAAUGACACCGUUAAUGACGUUGACCUGCAUGGCAACAUGGCGGAGGAGGCAGACGCUGGAAGCCACUUCACCAACAAGAGAAUCGCUCAUCUGAGGAAGUCGGAGCGUAAGCAGGUGCGACGAGUAAAGUCAUUCAAUGACAUAUCUAGCAAGCCCAGCAUUGCUACGGCUGCUUCAGUAGACAGCAUUGUUGACGACAUUCUGGUAGAGCGGUACGAUGUAUUCAGUGAGGAUCGUCUCCGCCAGCCGGGAUCCAAUGCUGAUAAUGAGAACAAAGAGGAGGGUGAUUAUGAGAUGUUCCCGGCCGAUAUGUUGAAACGCUUCAUGCCCAAUGCGCAGAAGGCUGAGAUUCGCAAAUCGGAGUCAGCCGCCGAUGUCUUCGGCCGUGGACUACUGGGGAGGCGUGCCAGCAGCGAAGACAACGGCUUUGAGUAUGGUAUGCCAAAUAAUGGCGUACCGUCCUUCGUUCCAGCCAGCAGUGGUGACGCGGCCGACGCGUACGAUGACACUCUAACCUUCCCAAUUGCUGCUGGUGCCUCUCUUCCUGGGAAUGCACGGUUGGCGGGAUACGAGAGUGCUGCGAAUAUCGCCGCUCCUUCCGCGGAGAAGAAGGCCAGGAGUGAUCGCUUCUGGACUGCGGGCUACGACGACGUGGUUGCAGCCCAGCCCAAGGACAAGACGGGCAAGAAAGGACAGAAGGAGCAACGUGAGUCUAUCGACAUGAUGGACGAAGACUUGGAGGAUGAUGACGACCUGCAUUGUAUUAUUCCCACGGCAGCCGCAAGAUCCGUCUUCAUCAGCGCCGCGCAGAAGACGGAGCCGGGAAUAACGGCGGCUGAAGCCAUCGAGCGCGAAGACCCGUACGCCCUGACCACGAACCUUGAGAAGACUGAGAACACGUCACUGAUCAAGCAGGCCGAGCAUCGCAUUGUCAGCAAGAUGAGUCUGCGUAAGAAGAAGGGCAAGAAGGCGGAUGUGUAAGCACUGUGCCACAGAACACUGACACCCGGACACUGGUCAGAGUGUGCGGUGGCAGGAGUAUCAGAAUCAUGCCAGCCACUGCCCUCAGACCAAUCCGUGCAGUACAGAUAAAUAUAGGAUAGCGCUGGAAGCAGGAAUUGAUGCUUACCAUAAUGCCAGCACUGUGACCUUUUAAUUAAAUUAAUUCAACACCCGCCUAUUAUGCGGCGCAGGCUCGUCUGUUUGCCAGCCAAGGCCAGAGAUUGGGAAGACACCAGAGCAGCUGCUUUCCACGCUGCUUGCCAUGAGUAUAAUGUAAUUUGUUUAAUUUAAAAUGCGCUGCCUUCGCCUGCCAUCCACUAGUCACAAGUAAAGGGCUUCACUGCGUCUUUAUAAUACCGCUCAUGCUGUAACCAUAAUUAGACUAUAGUGCGGAAUAGUCAAUUUCUCACCACGUCUGGAAAUAAAUUUUAAAAGAAAGUUUUAUAUUAUCAUUUCCAUGGAAAUUGCUCUGUUGCUCCCACACGUAUUGUAGCAUAAUUAUCAAAAACCAGUGGAAUCGUGAGUGGUUCGGAUGAUCUCCUCUCUUUCUCACUCCUGUGCGCGGCCCUUGGAAGGUCAGGGUCAUCAACAUUCUGGUUUACAGUGCUAUUGUCUGAUGCCACCAUUCUUGUCCAUUACCUGUUUGAGCCGGUCAGCAUGAGGCUAUGCAGACUUCUCUAUUCUCAGUAGACACCUCUUUUCUGGUUGAUUGUUGUGUUUUGCAUUUCUGGGUCUGCUGCUGCUGCUGCUACCACUCUACACAUGUACUCUUGGUUGUACUAACUAAUAUUUGUUAUAUACUACAGUGCAUUUCAAAACUAUAGACGCGUAGGGUUUUUGAAAUAUUUCAAAUUUGGUUGGAACUUUUUGAGAAUAGUUUUCGGAAUAUUGCUCAGGAUCGCUCCACAAUUACUCUCAUAUAGUUUCUAAAGGAUUGGAUAACAGACGCCCAAUUUG